Messenger RNA from Protobothrops mucrosquamatus (brown spotted pit viper), 4382 nucleotides. RefSeq names its product SLIT-ROBO Rho GTPase activating protein 3 (gene SRGAP3). The record is from RefSeq and is a predicted model, not a curated record. The transcript has 21 exons. Gene Ontology annotation, biological process: negative regulation of cell migration; signal transduction. Gene Ontology annotation, molecular function: protein binding. Gene Ontology annotation, cellular component: cytoplasm. Bases 307 to 3249 code for a protein of 980 amino acids. NCBI's taxonomy places the organism in Eukaryota, Metazoa, Chordata, Lepidosauria, Squamata, Viperidae.
GUGGUUGCAGAAAUUCGUAUCCAGUUAGUGGAGCAGUUCAAAUGCCUAGAACAACAGUCUGAAUCCCGAUUGCAACUUUUGCAAGAUCUUCAGGAGUUCUUCCGUAGAAAGGCUGAGAUUGAACUGGAAUAUUCCAGGAAUCUGGAAAAAUUAGCAGAAAGAUUUUCUUCCAAGAUUCGUAGCUCCAGAGAACACCAUCAAUUCAAGAAGGAUCAACACCUUCUUUCUCCUGUGAAUUGCUGGUAUUUAGUGUUGACACAGACCCGAAGAGAGAGCAGAGACCAUGCCACGCUGAACGAUAUCUUCAUGAAUAAUGUCAUUGUCAGACUUUCCCAGAUAAGUGAGGAUGUUAUUCGGCUGUUUAAAAAGAGCAAGGAAAUUGGUCUUCAGAUGCAUGAAGAACUUUUGAAGGUUACGAAUGAACUCUACACUGUGAUGAAGACCUAUCACAUGUAUCAUGCUGAGAGUAUCAGUGCUGAAAGCAAGCUGAAGGAAGCUGAGAAGCAGGAAGAGAAGCAGUUCAACAAAGCAGGGGACAUCAGCGUGAACCUGCUGCGGCAUGAAGAUAGGCCUCAGCGCCGCAGCUCUGUUAAGAAGAUUGAAAAGAUGAAGGAAAAGAGGCAAGCAAAAUAUUCUGAAAACAAGCUCAAGUGCACUAAAGCUAGGAAUGAUUAUCUGCUGAACCUAGCAGCCACAAAUGCAGCAGUCAGUAAAUACUACAUCCACGAUGUUUCCGAUCUAAUUGAUUGCUGUGACCUGGGAUUCCAUGCUAGUCUAGCACGGACAUUCAGAACAUAUCUUUCUGCUGAAUACAAUCUAGAAACCUCACGCCAUGAAGGGUUGGACAUAAUUGAAAAUGCUGUAGACAACCUGGAUGCACGAAGUGACAAACAUACAGUUAUGGACAUGUGCAACCAGGUCUUCUGUCCUCCGCUGAAGUUUGACUACCAGCCUCACAUGGGGGAUGAGGUAUGUCAAGUAAGUGCCCAGCAGCCAGUUCAGACGGAGUUGCUCAUGCGAUACCAUCAGCUCCAGUCUAGACUAGCCACCCUCAAAAUAGAGAAUGAAGAGGUGCGAAAAACGUUGGACGCCACAAUGCAGACACUGCAAGACAUGCUGACAGUGGAAGAUUUUGAUGUUUCAGACGCUUUUCAGCACAGUCGCUCAACUGAGUCCAUCAAAUCAGCUGCUUCAGAGACUUACAUGAGUAAAAUAAACAUUGCCAAGAGAAGAGCCAACCAACAAGAAACUGAAAUGUUCUACUUUACUAAAUUUAAAGAGUAUUUGAAUGGCAGUAACCUUAUUACUAAGCUGCAAGCUAAGCACGACUUACUGAAGCAGACUCUAGGAGAAGGUGAAAGAGCUGAAUGUGGAACAACUAGGCCCCCCUGUCUUCCCCCUAAACCACAGAAAAUGAGGAGACCUAGGCCUCUCUCAGUCUAUAAUCAUAAACUCUUUAACGGCAAUAUGGAAACAUUCAUUAAGGAUUCUGGACAGGCAAUUCCACUUGUGGUUGAAAGUUGCAUUCGUUAUAUUAAUUUAUAUGGUUUACAACAACAGGGUAUUUUUAGAGUUCCUGGAUCUCAGGUUGAAGUCAAUGAUAUCAAAAACUCAUUUGAAAGAGGUGAAGAUCCCCUUGCUGAUGAUCAAAAUGAACGUGAUAUUAAUUCUGUUGCUGGGGUCUUAAAAUUGUAUUUCCGGGGACUGGAAAAUCCACUCUUUCCUAAGGAAAGGUUUCAGGAUUUGAUAUCUACUAUAAAAAUUGAAAACCCUGCUGAAAGAGUGCACCAGAUCCAGCAAAUCAUUAUCACUUUGCCACGAGCUGUCAUCGUUGUAAUGAGAUACCUCUUUGCUUUCCUUAACCACUUGUCGCAAUACAGUGAUGAAAACAUGAUGGAUCCCUACAAUCUAGCCAUCUGCUUCGGACCAACUUUGAUGCAUAUUCCAGAUGGGCAGGAUCCAGUGUCUUGCCAGGCUCAUGUCAAUGAGGUCAUCAAAACCAUCAUAAUCAAUCAUGAGGCCAUCUUCCCUACCCUCAGGGAACUGGAAGGACCUGUUUAUGAAAAAUGCAUGACUGGUGGGGAAGAGUACUGUGACAGCCCACACAGUGAACCGGGCACUAUUGAUGAAGGAGAACAUGACAAUGGCACAGAGCCACACACCAGUGAUGAAGAAGUGGAACAGAUUGAAGCUAUUGCCAAGUUUGACUAUACUGGGCGAUCCCCACGUGAGUUAUCCUUCAAAAAAGGAGCUUCCCUUCUCUUGUACCAUCGGGCAUCAGAAGACUGGUGGGAAGGUCGCCAUAAUGGCGUAGAUGGCCUCAUACCACAUCAAUAUAUUGUGGUACAAGACAUGGAUGAUGCCUUUUCCGACAGCCUUAGUCAGAAGGCAGAUAGUGAAGCAAGCAGUGGACCUCUGCUGGAUGAUAAAGCCUCAUCAAAGAAUGACAUUCAGUCUCCAACAGAUCAUAUUCCAGACUAUGGAUUUGGAGGAGUAAUGGGACGGGUGAGGUUAAGAUCUGAUGGAGCAGCAAUCCCUCGCCGUCGAAGUGGGGGUGACACACAUAGCCCCCCAAGAGGUUUUGGUCCAGGAAUAGAUACUCCUCCUCGAGCAGCCGCUUGUCCUAGCAGUCCUCACCUGCUGCCGUUGAACAGAGGUAGGAUCGAAAGUCCAGAAAAACGUAGGAUGGCAACGUUUGGAAGUGCUGGCAGUAUCAAUUAUCCAGACAGAAAGACAUUGAGUGAUGGCCAUCAACUGAGGUCUACUUGUAGCUCAACUCGGCAUAGUAGUCUUGGCGAUCAGAAAGCACUAGAAGCUGAAGCACUGGCAGAGGACAUUGAAAAGACCAUGAGCACAGCCCUGAAUGAGCUGCGUGAGCUCGAAAGGCAAAAUACUGUGAAACAAGCCCCUGAUGUUGUCCUGGACACUCUUGAACCAAUGAAGAACCCACAAAUUGGUUCGGUCAGUUCUGAACCUGCCAGUCCCCUCCAUACCAUCAUGAUCAGAGACCCUGAUGCAGCUAUGAGGCGGAGCAGCAGCUCAACCACUGAAAUGAUGACGACAUUUAAACCUGCUCUCUCAGCCCGGCUUGCAGGAGCUCAGCUGAGACCCCCACCAAUGCGUCCCAUCAGACCUGUUGUCCAACAUCGAUCAAGUAGCAGUAGCAGCUCAGGAAUGGGGAGUCCUGCGGUGACACCCACAGAGAAGCUCUUUCCUAACAGUUCUUCAGAUAAAUCUGGCACAAUGUAGCUAUCACUCUCACAAAGGAGAAUUCUUUGGGAAAAUGAUGGAUCAUUCUGAUCUUCAUUUCUUUUGAAAAGGAAGCAGUAUGAUUGUACAAAUGAUGUCAUUAGAAGAAAAGACAUGGAAAACGUGACUCUUGUAAAAAAAAGACGAUACUUGAGAUUAUAGAAGUGGUUUAAGGAUUUACACAUAUAACAACAUUGCUGAAAAUAUUUGGUACUACCCAUUGUCAUCUUAUGUAUUACCACUGGAAUAUUCAAGUCGGUCUAGAAAUAUAUAUGAAACUUUAUGUAGCCCAGUAACAAUUUAAUAGACUUACCUCACCUUUAGAUAUCUGCUAGAGUGUGUUUUUGCCUGUGUGUGUGAAUUACACAGCAACUAUACAUCAAGCAAUAGACUAUUGAUCAGUUCGUGAACUGAAUUUUCGUAUCAGUGCAAUUUGGCUUUAGAGUUACAAAUGAAAAGAAACACUAGUUAUCUUGGAAAUACUGAAUUUGUUUGGUGAUGAUCAGUUCGGUUCUCAUAGAUGGGUGGAUUUCUGUCUUCAAAUUCAUCUCUUAAGAACUGCUUCAUUGGAAUAUGGAAAUGUCAUUUUCUGGUUGAAGAAGUACUCCAGAUAAGGAUGCAAACAGUAAAAAGUGGUACAAUUUCCCCUUAUACAAAAGGGAAAUCUAGGAUGUUUUGUAUGUACUUCAUGUUGUAGCACAGUAUUAUAUAUGUACAAAAGAAACUCAACUCCCACUGUUUUCAGAACAGAAGAGGACUUUGAAGUAACCUAUGGUUGAUAACAAUAAAUAAAUAGGCUACCUUAUAUAGUGGUUGAAAUAUUUUAUUCUCUCAUCUCCCUUUUGCUAAUGAUUCCUCUGGAGAAAAAAAAUCUGUUUUAAUCUGGAUUAAAACAGGCAAGGAGGGUUUUAAUAAAGUUUUAUUUCUUAAAGUUCCUUAGCAGUAUAUAAGGGGAUUCCUGGGCCAUAUCCCCUUGCAUGAAGAGCAUGAUCCAUAUUUGAUUGAGCUGGGAAUAUAUCUGAACUGAUAACAUUUUGCACUUUCUCUACUGUACUAUGUAACAAUAUACAGUGAUUUGGGGCUUACAGAAAUAAAAUUUGUCUCUAUACUUUAAAAUAGGCAAAAAAGAAAGC